UCGCGACCUUCUUCCUCCCUCGCAGCCCGGGUCCCGGAGCGCGGGGCGGCCACGCUGCUGAAGCGCCGGUCGCCUGGCCACGAGCACGUGCUGCCCAGGAAGUCGCCCCGGGCUGCGGUGUCCGGGGAUCUCAGGUUCUGUGUGGUAGCUCAGAAUGAUGAAUCAAGCCAGAGCCACGUUCUCGAACUUGUUUGGAGGAGAACCAUUGUCAUAUACCCGGUUUAGUUUGGCUCGACACGUAGAUGGGGAUAAUAGUCAUGUGGAGAUGAAACUGGCUGCCGAUGAGGAAGAAAAUGCUGACAAUAACAUGAGGGCCCAUGUCAAAACACCGAGAAGGUGCACCGGAAGCAUCUGCUAUGGAGCUAUCGCUGUGACCAUCUUUUUCUUGAUUGGGUUUAUGAUUGGGUACCUGGGCUACUGUAGACGUGUAGAACCAAAGGGUGAGUGUGAGAGACCCGUGGACACAGAGAUGAAAGGGUCAGAAGAUCAGGAGCUGGAAGAAGAGGUGGUCCUUGAAACACCUGUGCGCCUGUACUGGGAUGACCUCAAAACAAUGCUGUCAGAGAAACUCAACCCUGCGAAGUUUGGCAGCACGGUCAAGCAGCUGAAUCAAAAUACAUACACUCCUCGGGAGGCUGGAUCUGCAAAAGAUGAGAAUCUUGCCUAUUUUGUUGAGAAUCAGUUCAAUGAAUAUAAACUCAGCAAAGUCUGGCGGAAUGAACACUAUGUGAAGAUUCAGGUCAAAAGCAGCACUACUCCAAACUCCGUGAUUUUGACAAGUACAAAUAAUGACCUGGUGUACCUCGUGGAGAAUCCUGAGGGUUAUGUGGCAUACAGCAAGGCUGCUACAGUUACUGGUAAAUUGGUUCAUGCUAACUUUGGCACUAAGGAAGACUUUGAGAAUUUAAACACUUCGGUAAAUGGAUCUUUAGUGAUUGUAAGAGCAGGGAAAAUCACUUUUGCAGAAAAGGUUGCAAAUGCUGAAAGCUUAAAUGCACUUGGUGUCUUGAUAUACCUGGACUGGACUAAGUUUCCCAUCCCUAAGGCAGACCUUCCAGUCUUCGGUCAUGUUCAUCUAGGAACAGGUGACCCUUAUACACCUGGGUUCCCUUCUUUCAAUCAUACUCAAUUUCCACCGUCUCAGUCAUCUGGAUUACCCACCAUACCAGUGCAAACUAUCUCCAGACAGGGUGCAGAGAAGCUGUUUGCAAAUAUGGAAGGGGAGUGUCCCGUCAGCUGGAGAACAGACUCUUCAUGCAGACUGCAGUCAAAACAGAACGGGAAUGUGAAGCUCACUGUGAACAAUGAGCUGAAAGAGAUAAAAAUUCUUAACAUCUUUGGAGUAAUUAAAGGUGUUGAAGAGCCAGAUCGCUACGUUGUGGUGGGAGCCCAGAGGGAUUCCUGGGGUCCUGGAGCUGCAAAGGCCAGUGUGGGAACUGCUCUGCUCUUGGAACUUGCCCGGACAUUCUCAGAUAUGGUCUUAAAUGGUGGAUUUAAACCCUGUAGAAGCAUCAUCUUUGUCAGCUGGAGUGCUGGAGACUUUGGAGCUGUUGGUGCCACUGAAUGGCUAGAGGGAUACAUUACUUCUUUACAUUUAAAGGUUGUCACUUACAUUAAUUUGGAUAAAGCUGUUCUUGGUACUACAAACUUUAAGGUUACUGGCAGCCCAAUGUUGUUUAAACUUAUUGAAAAAACGAUGCAAGAGGUGAAGCAUCCACUUACUGGAAUGUCUCUAUAUAAGGACAGCAACUGGGUCAACAAAGUUGAGAAACUUUCUUUUGACAAUGCUGCUUUCCCUUUCCUUGCAUAUUCUGGAAUUCCGGCAGUGUCUUUCUGUUUUUGUGAGGACACAGACUACCCUUAUUUGAGUACCACUCUGGAUACCUAUGACACACUGAUGAGGGAGAUUCCUCAGCUGAACAAGCUGAUGUAUGGAGCCGCAGAGGUGGCUGGGCAGUUCCUGAUUAAACUGACCCAUGACUUUGAGCUGAACCUUGACUAUGAGAUGUACAACAACAAGAUGCUUUCUUUUUUGAAAGAGCUGAUGCAAUACAAGGGAGACGUAAAGGAGAUGGGGCUGAGCCUUCAGUGGCUGUAUUCUGCUCGUGGAGACUUCUUCCGUGCUACUUCCAGGCUGAUGACAGAUUUCCACAAUGCUGAGAGAACAAAUAGAUUCAUCAUGAAGGAGCUAAAUGAUCGUAUUAUGAAAAUGGAGUACCACUUCCUGUCACCCUAUGUGUCCCCGAAGGAGUUCCCUUUCCGGCACAUCUUCUGGGGCUCCGGCCCUCACACUCUGCAAGCUUUAUUGGAGAACUUGAAGCUGCGUAAGGAGAAUAAGGCUGCUUUUAACGAAACACUAUUUAGGAACCAGUUGGCUCUGGCUACUUGGACAAUUCAAGGUGUUGCAAAUGCUCUGUCUGGUGACAUUUGGGAUAUUGACAAUGAGUUUUAAAUGCCAUAAGCAUAACUAAUUUAAGAACAACAGGGUAUUCUGAUUUCUAGAUUUGUACUGGUCAUGCUAAAUUUUCCAUAAGACUAUGAAACCUAAUGUUAUAGUUCUAUCUUGUCAUCUUGAUAAUACUAGAUGUCUUUAGGCAGAGCUUUUAAUACCAGGUAGGUCCCUGUACUUCCAGUUAAAGUGAAUAACCACUUUAAAGAUUUUCCUCGAUUAGCUGUAGAAUUUAAGUGCUUUUUAAUGUAACUGCCUCUUUGCAUCCUUUGCUGAAAAUGUGAGAACCAGUUACACGAACUAUUGCUGUAAAUCCCAAGGACAUAGGCUGAUGUCUUUAGAGAUGGGGGAGUAGGUGUUUUGUCCUGGAGGUCAGAGUGUUGCUCAGUGUGAUCCUUCAUCACAUUUGAUGUUGGCAGGAGCUUCCAGGUUGCAAACCUCGUUCUCUAGGUGAAACACCCCCACCCCCCACCCCCUCCUGUAAGGACUCAGCUGGUCUCCGCAUCCCUGAGUGAAACAGUUAGGUUCAGAGAGAUAGGUCUUAUUUUCUUGCCAACAAGGCCUGAAAUACAGAGGUCCUUCCACUGGGUCAAAUGAGGUUCAAUUGUUUAUUGCAAGAUAAAGGCCUUAAAGUGUGAACUUCGAUAUUAUUAAAAGUGGAGACCAGACACCAAAGACUUUUAGUAUAUUUUCUUUUCCUCUUACCUUCUUCAUAGCCUUUGUUUAGUUCUUUAUUGUUUUUUCCCCUUCAAAGUUCUGAAAGAGAACCAGUCUUAGGCAUUUAAUUUUAGACUCAGUUUGUCAGAUUUUAAAGAACAUAUUGCCAAAUUUUGGCCAAAGUGUCAAUCUUUUGGGAAAGCUUUCUAUCAUUUUGGCACUGAAAUAUUUAUUGUUUAUUUAUCAGUGACAGAGUUCACUAUAAAUGUUUUUUUUAUAGAAGAUAAUUAUCGGAAGCAGUGCCUUCCAUAAUUAUGACAGUUAUACUGUCGUUUUUUUUUAAAUAAAAGCAGCAUCUGCUAAUAAAACCCAACAGAUACUGGAAGUUUUGCACUUAUGGUCAAACUGGAGGGUCCUAGAAAACAGCCGCAAACCAUACAAAAUUGUAACAGUAAGUAAUUGGAAAAAAUAAAUUUAAUUAGGAUUGCUAAUUAAGAUGAAAUUCCAUUUAGCUGGCCAGAUAAAAUUGAUAGCUCUCCUAAAUGCAACGAAUUCUGACCAUGUUAUUGGUGAAUGUCACUUAAAGGCUGUGGUAAUACUCAUAUAUACAGAAUUUUACAGCUCAAUUUGUCUAUGGUAUAACUUAAAUUCCAAUUUUGCAAAAUUUCCAGUACCUUUGUCACAAACCUAACUGACAUUAUCAGGAGCAGUGUCUUCCAUAAUGUAUAAAGAACAAGGUAGUUUUUGCCUACCACAGUGUCUAUAUCGGAGACAGUGCUCUCCAUAUGUUACACUAAGGGUGUACGUAAUUAUCGGGAACAGUGUUUCCCAUAAUUUUCUUCACGCAGUGACAUCUUCAAAGCUGAAGAUCGUUAGUAUCUAACGUCGUUAGAUACUAAGAUCGUUAGUAUCUAUCCCCGACUCCCUGUAACUCCUUUUACUUUUAGUCGCAGAAACAUUUUGUGGUCAUUAAGCUCUUGGUGGGUAAUUCAAUUGCUAUAAAACUGCUACUUCCUUCUAUAUACUUUUUUUUAAAAAAGCUUAAUAUGGGUGUUUUGUUACCUUUGUGGUUUCUCCAUAUCUUCUGUGUAGUGGAAUAGUAGCAUACAUUGGUUAUGUUUGCUGUUGGUAAAUGAAUUUAACUGUCUCCUCAUUUGUAUGUUACCUGUAAACUUAGUUCAGGUGUUUGAAUCUAGGGUUGAACUUUUAUCUUCAAGCAGGGGAAGUUGUAUAGGUUUGGGAGGUAGGGGUGCAGGCUGGGGAGGUGAAGCUUGCAGGAGGAUCUUUGAUCAUGCCUAUCUCCCCGUUCUCGCAGGUAGCGAUUUGGUAGAUAAGCACAAGUAUGAGGCUACAUGAGUAAAGGCUUUAUUUUCUACUCCUCCACCAUGGUAAGCCUGAUAAUCAACUGUUUGUCUAGGGCAGUUGUAAAUUACCACCGCACCGAAAAGUCAGUACAUCCUUCAAUUUGUGUCACUUACCUAAGUUACAGUAGACCUUGAUUACUUUGCAGCCCCACUGAAUUAUGCCGAUGUUUAGUGUUACUAAAUGAAAAAAAGCUCCGUGACUUCCAAGGGACAAUGUGAGUCAAGGGCAUGCACUGUCCUGUAGUGGGUCUCUGGGAAGCCAGCCCUUCUCUAUGUUAGGGCUUACUGCGAGUCAACAAGCUAGUCAAUUGUAAGAGGCUUCAUGUUCCUAAAGGGAAUUUUGUCUGACUCGUGACAGCCUGCCAGUCUUCAGAGAAUGUUUCCUGGCUAAGACACCUGUGGUUGGGAAGUGAGGGAUGGAUUGUGACCUGUGUUGUGACUCUGAUUGACUGUGCGAGUGCUCGCGUGGCCUCGCUGUGUAAAUGCUCUAUAAAUGCUGGACAUUGUAGAUUCACCACCCUCCUGUAAAUGAGUGCUGUGCCCUGGUUAAUGUCCACAACCUGUAUGUGUGGCAACAUGGAGGUUCCUCAUCUGACAAUAAAAUGCUUGAAUACUCA
Molecule: messenger RNA, 5087 nt
Organism: Cavia porcellus (domestic guinea pig)
Lineage: Eukaryota; Metazoa; Chordata; Mammalia; Rodentia; Caviidae
Gene: Tfrc
Product: transferrin receptor
Exons: 19
Coding region: 155-2452 (765 amino acids)
Biological process (GO): transferrin transport; intracellular iron ion homeostasis
Cellular component (GO): external side of plasma membrane
Molecular function (GO): transferrin receptor activity
Source: RefSeq, a predicted model, not a curated record